Mesitornis unicolor (brown roatelo) is the source of this 2712-nucleotide messenger RNA. RefSeq names its product CWC22 spliceosome-associated protein (gene CWC22). The transcript is spliced from 19 exons. Gene Ontology annotation, molecular function: RNA binding; protein binding. The record is from RefSeq and is a predicted model, not a curated record. Gene Ontology annotation, cellular component: catalytic step 2 spliceosome. Bases 1 to 2712 code for a protein of 903 amino acids. NCBI's taxonomy places the organism in Eukaryota, Metazoa, Chordata, Aves, Mesitornithiformes, Mesitornithidae. Gene Ontology annotation, biological process: mRNA splicing, via spliceosome.
AUGAAGAGCAGGGUGACACAAGUAAAUCAUGGUUCCACUUCUGAAAAGAAGGAAAGCUACAGUUCACGCCAGCGAAGUUUGUCUCCAGAGGAGAGGGAUAUAGAGCGUGACAGGUCUCCAUCUCCCAGAAAGAGAAGGUACUCCGAUGAUAGCAGAUAUGAGGAAUAUUCAAGAAGGGAUUACUAUGAUGACAGAAUUUCAGAAGGAAGAAGGAUGGAAAGAGGGCGAGAGAGGUACUAUGAGAAGUGGGAGGAGAGAGAAUCUGAUCGAAGGAAGCGGAGAAGAUACUCAUCACCUGAUCGUAGGAGUCCAGAGAGGUCAGCAGUCCAGAACUCAUUUGCUCAUGAUGAGGCCACUUCAAAGAAGAAGAAAGAAGAAGUGGAUCCAAUCCUUACUCGCACAGGUGGUGCUUAUAUUCCACCUGCCAAGCUCAGGAUGAUGCAAGAGCAAAUCACAGAUAAGAAUAGCUUGGCAUAUCAGAGAAUGAGUUGGGAAGCCCUGAAGAAGUCGAUCAAUGGUCUUGUCAAUAAAGUGAAUGUUUCUAAUAUAGAAAAUAUAAUUCAUGAGCUACUUCAGGAAAAUAUUGUUCGGGGAAGGGGAUUGUUAUCUAGAUCCAUUUUGCAAGCUCAGAGUGCCUCUCCAAUUUUUACCCAUGUUUAUGCAGCUCUUGUGGCAAUUAUCAAUUCAAAGUUUCCAAAUAUUGGUGAAUUGAUUCUCAAGAGGUUGAUAUUAAAUUUUCGCAAAGGAUAUCGCAGAAAUGAUAAGCAACUCUGUCUAACAUCUUCCAAGUUUGUUGCACAUUUGAUGAAUCAGAAUGUGGCUCAUGAGGUUUUAUGUUUGGAAAUGCUCACUUUGCUUCUUGAAAGGCCUACUGAUGACAGUAUUGAAGUUGCAAUUGGAUUUAUUAAAGAGAGUGGGCUCAAAUUAACAGAAGUUUCCCCUAGAGGUAUUAAUGCAAUCUUUGACCGUCUUCGACACAUUCUGCAUGAAUCUAAAAUCGAUAUGCGUGUUCAGUAUAUGAUAGAAGUCAUGUUUGCUGUACGGAAGGAUGGCUUCAAGGAUCAUCCAGUAAUCCCAGAGGGAUUAGAUCUAGUGGAAGAGGAAGAUCAGUUUACUCAUAUGUUGCCAUUAGAAGAUGACUACAACCCAGAGGAUGUUCUUAAUGUUUUCAAGAUGGAUCCAAACUUUAUGGAAAACGAAGAGAAAUACAAAACACUGAAGAAGGAAAUUCUUGAUGAAGGUGACAGUGAAUCUGAAGGAGAUCAAGAGGCUGGAAGUAGUGGUGAAGAUGAAGAAGAAGAUGAUGAAGAGGAGGAUGAAGAUGGGCAGAAAGUUACUGUCCAUGACAAAACAGAAAUUAACCUGGUCUCCUUCCGUCGUACAAUUUAUCUUGCUAUUCAGUCAAGCUUAGACUUUGAAGAAUGUGCUCACAAAUUGCUGAAGAUGGACUUUCCCGAAAGUCAGACUAAAGAACUCUGCAAUAUGAUACUUGACUGCUGUGCUCAGCAAAGAACAUAUGAGAAAUUCUUUGGCUUACUGGCAGGGCGUUUCUGCAUGUUAAAAAAAGAGUAUAUGGAAUCCUUUGAAGCUAUUUUCAAAGAACAAUACGAUACCAUUCAUCGUUUGGAAACGAACAAACUGAGGAAUGUUGCCAAGAUGUUUGCUCAUCUACUGUACACCGAUUCAAUUCCCUGGAGUGUCCUUGAAUGUAUAAUACUGAGUGAAGAAACCACCACAUCCUCCAGUAGAAUAUUUGUGAAAAUAUUCUUUCAGGAGCUCAGCGAAUACAUGGGACUUCCUAAUCUAAACGCAAGAUUAAAGGAUGAAACAUUGCAGACUUUCUUUGAGGGAUUAUUGCCUCGGGAUAACCCAAGAAACACUCGUUUUGCCAUCAAUUUCUUCACCUCUAUUGGCCUUGGAGGACUAACAGAUGAAUUACGGGAACAUCUUAAAAAUGCACCAAAGAUGAUAAUGACACAGAAACAAGAUGUUGAGUCAUCAGAUUCCUCUUCAUCUUCAGAGACAGACUCUUCCUCAGAUUCUGAUUCUGACAGCAGCAGUAGUAGCUCAGAGUCAUCCAGCAGCAGUGACUCUUCAUCUAGCAGUGACAACAGCAGUGACUCAGAUGUUUCUAAAGCCAAAAGAAAGAGAAUGCAAAAGAAAAAAAGAGAAUCUGAUAAAGUUUCCAGGAAAAAGCAUGAAAGGAAAAGGAAAUCACUAGAAAAGAAAAUGGGAAGGAGGCAGCAAGAGGAAAGAAGUGAUACUGAGAGCAAAUCAGAAAGAAAUCACCGAAAUCUGAGAGAAUCACACAGGAGAGAUGACGUAUCAAAAUAUCAUCACAGAGACGACUCCAAUGGCAGAGACGGUUAUUAUAGUGGAAAGGAUAGGAACAAUGAAAGAAAUAAGGAUCUAGACAAUAAACACAGUAAUUCAAAACCAAAGAGAACGGAGAGAAGAGCUUCUGUGUCUGAUGAUGAAAACUACAGACGCUGGAGCAAAGAUAAUGGACAUCGCAGUAGAAAAAGAGAAAGAUCAAUAUCUGGAGAUAGAGCCCAUAAUAAUUCGAGUCCAAGAGAAGAGGAACAAGAACACCGAUACAGAAAUGGUUCAGAGAAACACCGAGACAAGUACACCCGUUAUUCUGACCAGUACAGAGAAUCUAGAAAGAACGAGGACAGACGAAGGGAGAAUUCCCCACACGGACGGAAAUAA